GCCAACGAACAACCGGAGGGAUAUACUUUCAGGCUAUUUCUAGCUUCUUACCGUCGACGGCCGUUUGCCCCAUUACCGACAGGAUGUCCAGUGAGGUGCAGCAGAGGCCGGAUGACAGUCCCAACACGAGCGGGGGCAGCUCAGACGUGGAGCAGAGGGAGACCCCCCCCUCCGACCAGCCCCAGGAGAGGGACCGAGAGCAGUCUCAGCCCAGAAAGAAGGAGGCAAAGAUCUCCAGCAAGACCGCAGCUAAACUCUCCACCAGCGCCAAGAGGAUUCAGAAGGAGUUGGCUGAGAUAACCCUCGACCCACCUCCAAACUGCAGUGCUGGGCCUAAAGGAGACAAUAUCUAUGAGUGGAGGUCGACCAUUCUCGGCCCCCCGGGCUCUGUGUAUGAGGGUGGGGUCUUCUUCCUCGACAUCGCUUUCACACCAGACUACCCCUUCAAACCUCCCAAGGUGACGUUCCGUACGAGAAUCUACCACUGCAACAUCAACAGUCAGGGUGUUAUCUGUUUGGACAUCCUGAAGGACAACUGGAGCCCCGCCCUCACUAUCUCCAAGGUGCUGCUGUCAAUCUGCUCCCUCCUCACAGACUGCAACCCUGCGGAUCCUUUGGUGGGGAGUAUUGCCACGCAGUACCUGACCAACAGAGCUGAACACGACAGGAUAGCCAAACAGUGGACCAAACGCUACGCUACAUAG
Molecule: messenger RNA, 704 nt
Organism: Chanos chanos (milkfish)
Lineage: Eukaryota; Metazoa; Chordata; Actinopteri; Gonorynchiformes; Chanidae
Product: ubiquitin-conjugating enzyme E2 E2-like
Exons: 6
Coding region: 84-704 (206 amino acids)
Source: RefSeq, a predicted model, not a curated record